AUGAAAGGCAAACCUCGCGAGGUCAGAGGUAAGCGUGAAAGGAGUGGUGGAGCCCACAGCUCUUGCCGAUUACGUGUACAAGAAAACCGGAAAGCUCGCGGCGAUCGUAAAGGUCGAAGCGGGGAAGAAAGAGGAGGAGAAAGCGAGGAAGAGAAGAAAGCCGAGGAAGCAGAAUCUAAGAAAGCGGAGGGGGACGGUAAGGAAAACAGCUGCAAGGAGGCGGCAAAGAAAGAGGAAGAGGAGGAUCUGAAAAUGGAGGUGAGGAAGAACGAGAUGUACUAUUACUACCCGCAGCAAAACUACGAGCAGCAGAGAUUUGAUGUGCAAGAGAUGAAUGCGUUUAGCGACGAGAAUCCAAAUGCAUGUGCGGUGAUGUAA
Messenger RNA from Salvia splendens (bonfire salvia), 378 nucleotides. RefSeq names its product heavy metal-associated isoprenylated plant protein 7. The record is from RefSeq and is a predicted model, not a curated record. The transcript is spliced from 2 exons. NCBI's taxonomy places the organism in Eukaryota, Viridiplantae, Streptophyta, Magnoliopsida, Lamiales, Lamiaceae. The coding region runs from base 1 to 378 and encodes 125 amino acids.